Acanthosepion pharaonis is the source of this 1368-nucleotide messenger RNA. The record is from the annotation of a GenBank genome assembly. Lineage: Eukaryota; Metazoa; Mollusca; Cephalopoda; Sepiida; Sepiidae.
AUGGAAAAGCCUCUGUUUUAUUCACUGAUAGAGAACUGUUGUCUGCCAAUUGCUUUCUCGGCCGUUGGGGGUUCCCCAACACUCAGUCAACUGUCAGCCAGUAAGCUCAAUUCCCUCUCUACUCUAUCCUUCUCUCUCUCUACUCUAUCCUUCUCUCUCUCUCCUCUAUCCUUCUCUCUCUCUACUCUAUCCUUCUCUUUCUCUCUCUACUCUAUCCACUCUAUCCUUCUCUCUCUCUCUCUCUAUCCAUCCCAUCCUCUCUCCACUCUCUCUCUAUCCUCUCUCUCCAUCUCUCUCUACACCCAUCCUCUCUCUCUCUCUCUACCUCAUCCUCUCUCUCUCUCUACCCCAUGCUUCCUUCUCAUCUCUCUCUCUCUCUCUCUACUCCAUGCCUCUCUCUCCUCCCAUGCUUCUCUCUCUCCUCCCAUCCCAUGCUUCCCCUCCCCAUCCCCACCCAUGCUCCCCUCUCCCAUCCCACCCUCUCUCCCCAUCCCCACCCAUCUCUCCCAUCCCACUCCAUGCUUCUCUCCCAUCCCCACCCUUCUCCUCCCACCCCACUCCAUCCCCACCCCAUGCCUCUCACCCAUCCCACCCAUGCUUCUCCCCUCUCUAUCCCAUCCCCUCUCCCCAUCUCCCACUUCUCUCCCCCAUCCCCACCCAUGCUCUCUCUCCCCAUCCCACCCAUGCUUCUCUCUCUCCCUCACCCAUCCCCAUCCCCACCCUCUCUCUCCAUCCCACCCAUCUUCUCUCUCCCCAUCCCCACCCAUGCCUUCUCUCCCCACCCAUGCUUCUCUCCACUCCCAUGCCUCCAUCACCCAUCCUAUCUCUACCCCACCCAUCCCAUCCCACCCAUCUCCAUCCCACCCAUCUUCUCCAUCCCACCCAUGCCUCCAUCCCCACCCAUGCUUCUCUCUCUCCCUAUCUCCCCAUCCCCACCCAUUCUCUCUCUCUAUCUCCCACCUCUCUCUCUCAUCCCUAUACUUCUCUCUCUCCAUCCCUACCCAUGCCUCCAUCCCUCUCUCUCAUGCCUCCAUCCCCACUCUCUCUCUCUCAUCCAUCUCUACUCUAUGCUUCUCUCUCUCCCAUCCCCACUCAUACUUCUCUCUCUCUCCAUCCCCACCCAUGCUCUCUCUCAUCUCUCUCUAUCUCUACUCUAUGCUUCUCUCUCUCUCUAUCUCUACUCUAUGCUUCUCUCUCUCUCUAUCUCUACUCUAUGCUUCUCUCUCUCUAUCUCUACUCUAUGCUUCUCUCUCUAUCUCUCUAUCUAUCUCUCUAUCUCUAUCUCUCUCUCUCUCUCUAUCUCUAUCUAUCUCUCUCUAUCUCUCUCUAUCUAUCUCUCUCUCUAUAUAUAUAUAUAUAUAUAUAUAG